UCGUGUAUAGACCGCCCAGUGCCAGCAAGAAUAAAUAGACUUAAUUUCCAAAACUCCACAGAUUUCCAGCAUAUUGGCGUUAAAAUCCAGGCAGGCACAGUGGACACUAAUCCAAAGCAACGGACUUGCAGCAGCACAGCCAUCAUGACCUCACGCAAACGCAGCGGCAGCGGCUCAACGAAACGCCCCAAGGAGAAGGUCGUCUACAUAUACGAGCUAUUGUGCCGAGGCGAGGAUCCCAGCACGGAGAGUCCCGAGUUCUGGAAUGAGUUCUUUUUGCUGCAGCCAAACUUUGAGGCGCUGGAGAAUGAAAUCGGGAAACUGAACAGCGAAAUGCUGCAGGUGGUGAAGCCAAACCUAAACACUUUAUUCCAGAAAUGCAUCGAAAUGCUGAACACGGAGGACCAUCCGAAGCGCUUGUGCAACAGCCUGCAAACGCUGUGCUCCCUUUUCUAUGGCAUUUUCAAGAAGUCCAAUACGGACCCGCCGUUCAACAUCGUCAACGAGAUCUUUGGGCAUGAGAAAAUGGACGAAUGGCUGAAGCUAAUGAUGCAGUAUUGCAAUCGCAUCUUAUUGGGCGAUGUCACGGAGAAUGCCCGCUUUAUGUGCCUCAAGCUGCUGCAAGUCCUGGUCACGGGCACCGACAAUGUCAACCAGAAUGCCCUCUUCGAGCACCUGAUGAUGCACAGCAUGUUUGAUGCCUUCGUGAGGCUGCUCAGCGAUCCCACGUUUCGCACACAGCACGGACAUGAUAUUGUUAUACUACUGACUAUUUUGGUCAACUAUCGGAAGCACGAGGCCACCAAUCCGUAUGUGGUGCAGCUCUCUAUAUUGGCUGACGAGCUGGCCCUGAAUGGAUAUGGACAAAUGAUAUCACAAUCGUUAAUUGACUUUUGCCGCCAGUACAUCCAGAGCCUGAACAAUGUGCAAUCCUCAUCGUGGUUCUCGUCGCUCUCAAAUAUUGUGGGCAACAUGUUUGUCUCGGACGAGGGAUGUGAGCGAGUGCAGCAGAUCAAGGCCAACAAUGGUCUGCUGCUGGCCCUCUACGAGGCUGUGCAUCUUAACCGGAACUUCAUCACAACACUGGCCCACACCCAGGCCGAGUCCAGUGCGCCGCCCUCGCCCAGCAACACCUUGAGUCUUGCUCAGCCAGUGCCUGAUUUGUCUAAUGCCCCGAUCAUCGACAUAACGCAGUAUCCAACGAAUCUGCUGGUGGCAGUCUUUCAGUAUUGCUCCAUUGUGAUGCAGGACAACAAGAACGAGUCGAGCAUAGCCAAUCUGAAGCUGUGUUUCCUGAUACUCACCUGCAUUUCGGAGGAUCAGUACGCCAACUCAAUGAUGCACGACAGUAAUCUCACCUUUAAGGUGAUGCUGCAUCGGGCCCAAAUGCGACACCGCAAGCUGAAUGUGGAUCGUGUGGGCAAGUCGCAGCCCCUGGCUGCCACCCUGCUGGACCUAUUGGUGGAGUUCAUUGUGUCGCAUUUGAUGAAGAAGUUUCCCAUGGAACUGUAUCUGUUGUGCAUUGGUGUGAUUCAUCGCAUUCUGUGCUAUCAGAAGCGUUGUCGUGUCCGCCUCAAUUAUCCCUGGAAGGAGCUGUGGUCGGCGUUGAUUGGCCUGCUACGUUUCCUGGUCAAUCAGGAACAGACGCUCGUGAAGAAGUGCAACAUAUUCCACUUGUCGCUGCAGGUGGUGAACAUUUUUAACCUGUUUAUUACCUACGGCGAUACAUUCUUGGCCACCACAAACAGCUAUGACGAGCUCUACUAUGAACUGAAUCGCGAGGAGAAGGUCUUUACGGAGAUUCAUGCGAUGGUUUUGCGUUACACAACAAUGGGCGAGUGCGAAUAUAAAGACGAUGUCAUCAAGCUACUUAAUUCUCUGGUCAACAUCUUGGCCAUAGUGAAGCACUUUCAGAACAAGAUAAAGGAGUGGCUGGCCGAGCAGGGACUAUCAACGCCCACGGAGGAGCAGAUACUCGAUGUGGUGCGCAAGAACUAUGACCUCACGCUGAAGCUGCAGGAUUCUCUGGAUCAAUAUGAGCGCUAUGCAGAGACGCCGUUGCACACCAACUUCUUCAAGUUGAUGGUGCGUGAUGUGGUAAACGAUACACGGAAACACAUAUACGGCUAUGUGAAGGAGGCAGUGUCCGUAAUACCCGAGCAGGAGGUGCUCCUAACUACAAUGACCAGCUCGGCGGCAACACCAACUACCCCAGCAACACCAGCCACACCAGCAACACCAUCAACACCAACAGCACUAACAGCAGCGCCUGCCACGUAGGAAAUCGACGGGGAAUCGUUGCUGACAGACUGACAACAGACUGUUUAAUUGUUUCCUUCGUUUAGUUAUGUAAUUGUAAUUUUAUUGUUCAAAUCUCUAGAAGCAUAAACUGGAUGUUAUCUAUAAGAUUGGAAGUGAUAUUGCGAGUCUUUGUUAGCUUUUAUUGUGGAGCAUUGCACUUAUCCCUAAAGAUAUAGUAAAUACAUUAUAUUCUGUGCAAGUUUUUUACAUACAACGUAUACAACAAAAUAAAUCAUUCAAAAAUUGGCUACCAUAA
This is a messenger RNA of Drosophila subobscura, 2557 nucleotides long. Its product is annotated as armadillo-like helical domain-containing protein 3. Lineage: Eukaryota; Metazoa; Arthropoda; Insecta; Diptera; Drosophilidae. The record is from RefSeq and is a predicted model, not a curated record. The coding region runs from base 145 to 2280 and encodes 711 amino acids. Gene Ontology annotation, cellular component: cytosol. The transcript has 5 exons. Gene Ontology annotation, biological process: regulation of Golgi organization.